Molecule: messenger RNA, 360 nt
Organism: Klebsormidium nitens
Lineage: Eukaryota; Viridiplantae; Streptophyta; Klebsormidiophyceae; Klebsormidiales; Klebsormidiaceae
Source: the annotation of a GenBank genome assembly
AUGAUGGCAGACAUGUCGAUGAGCACGGGGCUGAGCGGAGCUAAGACGUCGUAUUCGAACGUGAUCAGGUUUGACAAACGGAGGGCGUAUGAGCUCCAGCUGAAAGGCGACCUUGUUGCGAAGAUCACCGCAAUCGGAGACUCGGCUUGGGCCACCAUAGAUUUCUGGGAUGCACAAGGGAACAACGUGCAAACACCGGAGGUCGUCACCCUGUUUGGGCCGUUCGGGGGAGUGGUUCCCCUGAAGUAUGGGCAAUACCGGCUCGCUUGGCGGGAUAAGUACAAGCUGAGCGUCGAAGGCGGGAGUACUUAUCAUUUCACCCCCCCAAACGAAAGUUGGGUUUACAUCACCGAAGCUUGA